Molecule: messenger RNA, 2664 nt
Organism: Camellia sinensis
Lineage: Eukaryota; Viridiplantae; Streptophyta; Magnoliopsida; Ericales; Theaceae
Product: Pentatricopeptide repeat (PPR) superfamily protein
Biological process (GO): RNA modification
Molecular function (GO): RNA binding; protein binding
Source: RefSeq, a predicted model, not a curated record
AAAGUAUUAAGGGGGAAAUUUGGUUUAAAGCGUUUACCACCAGCAGCAAAGCAAGGCUUCACGCAACGACAAUGGCGGGACUGAGUGUGUUGUUGGUAUUAUUAACCAACAAAACCAUAUGAACCAAAAAUAAGAUGAGAAAACUGAACUCUCACAUCUCUCGCAUCACCACCAUCACUCUCAGACCUCACCUCCAAUCUACAAGUAGAACAUUAGCUUCUUCACCAACCCAUCCACAACAAUGUCUUCUUCAACCGCCCGAAUUUGAUCAAACCGUAGCUUCAAUUCGCUCCAUCUCUUCAAACCCCUUCUUCUCUCUUCUGGGUCUCUGCAGAAACCUCUCUUCUCUCAAGAAUAUCCAUGCUUUGCUCCUCGUCCACGGCCUAACCACCGACCUUCUCUUCCAAACCAAAUUGGUUAGCUUGUAUGGUUUCUUCGGGAAGAUUGAAACUGCCCGCUCUGUAUUCGAUAGAAUACCACACCCAGAUGUUUAUUCUUACAAAGUCAUGAUCAGAUGGUAUUUCUUGAAUGAUUUGUACUUGGAGCUUAUUCUGUUUUAUACCCGUUUGAGGAAAUGCCUCACAGAACACGAUAACAUUGUUUUCUCGAUUGUAUUGAAGGCGUGUAGUGAAUUGCGUGCGAUUGAUGAAGGGAGGAAGGUGCACUGUCAGAUUGUUAAGAUGGGGAGUCCAGAUAGUUUUGUUUUGACCGGUCUUGUUGACAUGUAUGCCAAGUGUGGAGAGCUCGAAUGUUCUCGUGACGUGUUUGAUGAAAUUGUUGAUAAAAAUGUAGUUUGUUGGACUUCAAUGAUUGUUGGAUAUGUUCAGAAUGAUUGCGCGGUGGAAGGGCUGGUUUUGUUUAAUCAGAUGAGAGAUGGGUUGGUUGAAGGCAACCAAUAUACUUUUGGGAGUAUAGUCGCAGCGUGUACAAAGGUAGGUGCAUUGCAUCAGGGAAAGUGGAUUCAUGGGUACGUGAUCAGGAAGGGCAUUGAUUUGAAUUCUUUCUUGGUUACCAAUCUUGCAGACAUGUAUAUCAAGUGUGGGAACAUUAGUGAUGCGCGCUCCAUAUUUGAUGAGCUUCAUACAAUUGAUCUUGUCUCAUGGACAGCAAUGAUUGUUGGCUACGCUCAGAGUGGCUAUGCUGAUGAAGCAUUGAGGUUGUUUACAGACAAGAGAUGGGCAAGUAUUUUACCUAAUGCUGUUACUACUGCUAGUGUACUCUCAGCUUGUGCGCAGUCAGUCAAUUUGAAAUUGGGUAGGUCAAUUCAUAGCCUUGGAUUUAAGCUUGGCUUAGAAGACCAUACCAUUACAAAUGCGCUUAUACAUAUGUAUGCAAAGUGCCAUAUGAUUGUCGAUGCUCGUAAUUUAUUUGAGACAGUUUCGGAUAAGAAUUUGAUUGCUUGGAACUCAAUUAUCUCUGGGUAUUCCCAAAAUGGUUCUGCUUAUGAAGCAUUGAAAUUCUUUCAUCAAAUGAGAACGGAAUGUUUGUUGCCAGAUGCAGUCACAAUGUUAGCUGUCCUCUCAGCUUGUUGUUCCCUUGGUUCUCUCGCAAUUGGUUCUUCUCUUCAUGCUUACUCUGUAAAACAAGGACUAUUAUCAUCCAAUGUCUAUGUUGGCACUGCACUUGUAAAUUUGUAUGCAAAAUGUGGUGAUGCAGAAGCUGCUCGUAUAGUUUUUGAUGGGAUGAGAGAGAAGAACAGAAAAACGUGGGCUGCAAUGAUUGGCGGUUAUGGAAUGCAGGGGGAUUGUAGUGGUUCUGUUGCACUUUUUGAUGAAAUGCUCAAGGAAAGUUUGGAGCCCAAUGAUGUAAUAUUCAUGACUAUUAUAUCAGCUUGUAGUCACACAGGGAUGGUUGGAGAAGGAUUGAAGUAUUUCAACUCAAUGUGCGAGCAAUAUAAUUUUGUUCCUUCAAGGAAGCAUUAUGUAUGCAUGGUUGAUUUAUUGGCUCGUGCUGGCAGGCUUGAGGAAGCUUGGAAUUUUAUUGAGAAUAUGGUUGUGAUGGAACCAGAUGUUACUUUAUUCGGAGCUUUCCUCCAUGGAUGCAAUCUCCAUUCAAGGUUUGACCUUGGGGAAGUGGCAGCGAAGAGAAUGCUAGAUUUGCAUCCUGAUGAAGCUUGUUACUAUGUGCUUGUUUCGAACAUGUAUACUUCAGGUGGAAGAUGGGAUCAGGCUAAUAAGGUGCGGGAGUUGAUGAAGAAGAGAGGAUUGAGCAAGUCCCCCGGUUGUAGCCAAGUAGAGAUGGAUACUGGUAAUGAUUUUUCUCCUCUAAGGGUGGCAUCUCUUCAUUAACCAUUACAUGUUUUGUAGAUUCUUUGCUGCCAUCUCAAAUAUUUGAUCUUCCUUGAUACAUCGUUGAAGUUCUCUGCAUCUUCAACCAAUGACCAUGAUUAAAGUGCAGACAUGGCUUAUAAAGCUGGAUUAAAGCUUUUAGUGCCAGUGUCUUCAUUCACACAUGGCUUCUGGACUGAAAACAAUGACCCCCAAGAAGAAAGAGCUUAGUUUAUGUGCGUCUCCAGUGUGAUUUUGUUCUACUAGAGAGCUCUCCUUUUUAUAGUUUUGUAACUGUAAUGGUGGUACUGCAGAUGACUAAAUGUCAGUUGUAGAGUUUGUGACAGAAUUCCAAAAUUCAAUAUAUACAGAUGCUUUCAUAUUAAGAAUUGUUUAA